CCUCCCGGGCAGCCCCGGCUGCGCCUCCCCGCCAUGGCGGGCCCGGCCGGGCGGGUCCCGGGCCCGGGCCCCCGGGCGCAGGGCAUCACCUUCGUGGUCGGGAUGCGGGCGGGCGCGGGCUCCGCGGCGGGGCUUCUGCGGGAGAGCCUGGUGCGGAGCCUCUUCCUGCUGGCCGGCGGCCCCACCGGCGCCCUCUUCAACGUCGUGGCGUUCUCCGGCCAGGUGUUAAAAUGGCGCAACCGCCUAGUCAGGUGUUCGCUCAGCAGCGUCGCUGAAGCAGCAGCCUGGAUUCGAUCCCUGCGGUUUGAGAAUGGCACGAACGCUGCGAGCGGCUUGGCCGCGGCGUUUGAGGACCCAGCCUGCCAGUCGGUGUGUCUGUUCACUGACAUACUGCCAGAGCAAGAGUCAGAGGAAAUCUGCCAACUUCUUAUGGAGAACAAGUUGCAUCCGGUACACGUCGUCUGCCUUCUGGGAGAUUCGGAUGAUCAUCAAAGAAGCAAGCAAAAAAUAAUGGAGAAAAUAGCCAGACAAUCAGGGGGGUCCUUUCAAGCGAUCAGACUCCCCCCUACUGCUUCUGAAAAGGUAAGCUCAAUGUCCAUCUCGCAUGUCCAGUGUUGUCACACAGCUAAUAAAGAUCCCUGUGGCUCUCUGCUGCCAAGAUGUCCGGGAAUAUACUUUCCUGUUUGUGCAUGGAACCCAGAUUCCCUUUGUAUGCCCUUGAUAUCCUCAGCAAAAAGGAAUUUCAUUGAUUCAUCCCCAGAGGCUUUCACUUUCAUGAGGGGGGCUCGUGUGUUGGCAAGGAGAGAAGCUGAUGGCUAUUACUACCUGGGCCACAUUGCCCAAGAGGGCUCCAGGGAACGCUUUUUAAUUGAGUUUGACAACAGUCGCAGUCUGAAAGGCAAGGUACAGCUUCGCAUGCAGGAAACGCCUCUCUACGACAUUCUCCACUACGAAGAUGCCAGGCAAAAGCCUCUUGCUCCAGGAGACAGGGUCUUGGCACCAUGGGAGGCUAGAGCUGAACGUUUUGGCCCAGGCACUGUGCUAAAGGUUACAGAGAACAAGGAGGCACGUUUAGCACACAAUGGAAGGGGAGUGCUUGUGAAUUUCUGGAAUGGGCAGAUUAAGGAGGUGUCUUCUGACCAAGCUCUGCGGAUCCCUCUGCCCUUAAGCGAACGCAUCAUCCUAGAACUGCAGAUGCCUUUAGCAGCCAGGCAGAUGGUGGUAGAUUCAAGCUUGGAUUACCCAUACAUCGUGACACCGGGUUAUAGAGCCUCAGGCCAUUACAGACAGGGUCACUCAAACCUGGACUACUGGCCAAGGGGUUGGUAUUCGACUCAGCCAUGUGCAAAGUGCAGCUGUAGGUGUAACUCACUUCCCCAUUGCUGCCUUGCAGCCUGGGAACCCACAUGGCCUACAGGGUGCAAAGUGCAGCAGAAAGAUGCCUUCAUCCCAGGAACGAGCUUGACUAAAGAAGAGCUCAGCAAGAAAAUAGAAGAGCAACUGUCUGAAGUGAGUAUUUCAUCUUCAGAAAGUGUUUCCAGAGAGGAAGAGAAGAAGGAAAAGAAGAGAUUGAAGACGGAAAAUGUUCCAAAAUAUGUUCAGUCUUCUUUGGAAGAGGACAAUGAGGAUAUAGAACCUAAGAAGAGUCCACAGAGGGAGAUGGCUCAUGAUGGUUGAUACUGCUGUCAACACAGACAGCUGGUUAAUGGAGACAGUCCACAAGGAGGAAGCCGACAGUCGACAGCAGGAUGCUGAAACUGAGGCUAAUUUUAAACAUGAACACGGUCUUUUUGAGUCCAGAGCAGCAGAAGCUCCAAUCCAGUAUUCCCAAAGGAGCCCUUCCCUGGGAACCAGUGCUUUGGUUCCCUUCAGGCGCCAAAGCUUCUUUAACCGAGUGAAUCAAUCGCUAGAGAAAGACAGCCUGAUCAUCAAAUCAGCUCUACGUGUACAGAGACCACACAGUACCUCCAAUGUGCAGGCUAGGAGAUCCACAAAUCUUCUAAAUCUUCUAAAAGACAAAAGCAUUGCAAAAUCAAUCCUUAAUGGUGCAUCUCAGGAGAGAUGGAAAGAGAUGGACUUCAACAGAGCCAAGACUGAGCACAAAAGCUGGCAAGAGGAAGAGAGGCAGCUGAAGAGGGAGCAGCAGCAAGAGGCAGAUGGCAUCCGACGUCAGCUGUGCCGGGACAACCAGAGGCAGCAAUUGCGUCAGAGAACAUUGCAAGGGCUGGAGAAACAGCUGGAACACAAAGACAGAGCUUUGCAGCACAUGGCACUGCUCCAGGCUGCUGGGGCAGAGAGGAGCAGGAAGGAAUCCUUCUUGCCAGAGGAGAAAAGGAAGGCAAGUCAGAGGCUGCAGUCCUUAAAGACACAGCAUUUGCAGAGAGAGGAGUUGCAGGCAGAAUGCAACAAAAGGAGCUUUGAACAAGAGAAAGAAAGGCUGGAUUUUCUCAGGAGCAGAAUGCAGUCACGGCAGGAAGUGUUGGAACGAGAAUCAUGGGAGCAAGACAAGCAACAAAAACAGUACCAGGCUGCCAAAGGCAGAGGGUUCCAGAGUAGAGACCGUUCACGCCAGAAGAUGGAAAAAGAAGGCCAAAAACUCUGUGACCUCCAGAAGUACCUCAGAGAACAGAAUCUUUUGAUGCUCCGGGCAUCACUGCUAGCGUAAGGAAGCUGCAGAGUGGGUAAGCAGGCCCUUGAGCAGUUCACAGACCUGCUUUGUAUCUUGUAGGUGUGAGUCAGUGUGCUGGCGUUUGGGUGCUUGAGUGCAGUUGUGACAAGUGGAAUUAUGAUUCCUGGAGAAGUCUUUAAUGUCUUUUUCAUUGCAGCCAGAGUGCAUUUUCACGGCUUCAUCCUUUACAUGCCUUUCUUUCUGGAGUUAUUAUUCUAGUCCACCUCUGUCAAGUGAAGUGGUGCAAGCACAGGCAUAGGUUAUGUCCUGCUAAUACAAACCUGCAGGGAAAUUACAUACAGGCCUGAAAAGGCUUCUGCUGCUGGAUUCUGGGAACUUUCUGUGUUUCUUCCAGAGCAGCACCAGAAGAGCACAUUUCUUUAAGGUCAAGGACCACAUAAAAUAGGAAGUGUAGUUACGUGAUGCUGUCAUAUGACUUACCUUGCUAUGUCAACGAUACAUGAAAUAUGGGGAAGGAUAGCGAGACACUAGCUGGAUGUUAAAAAAAAUGAAACUACUGCAGCAAUGAAAAUGUACAUGCUAAAAUACAAUGUAAAUUAUCCACUGCAGUUUCCAUUAUUAACAACUGACUCUUGCAAGUGUCCCAUUGCACGUGAGUUGCAGAGGUCCCUAGGGAAGAAGUCCCCAUACAUAUGACACAGUUGUGCUGCUUCCUGCCAAAACUGCUGUAGGCGGCAGGGCAGGGAUCCAGUGACAUGAGAGGUGCUUCAGAAAACCUGAUAAGACAGCUUGGAACCCUCCAGCGUGGGCUUCAGGUAAGUGUAGAUCUUCUACCAUCAGGGCGUACAUAACUGCUUGGAAAUACAUAGGCUACUCCCCUAGAGGAGGAAUGACUUACAGAAGCCCAAAAUGCAAAAAAGAUUUUUUUUUUUUUGGUGACGAGCCCCCCUUUCUAGGCAUUGUGAUGAGAAAAAAAGUCUGUUCUCUGAAAUACCUGUCUUUGGAGAAUCACAAAACCCAGUGGUGAGCUUGGGGGCCUGUUUUGCCUAUGAUCUUGCUUUCAGGUUGGCAGUCUCCAAAAGCAGGUAAUCUUAUGUCAGAAAGAUACUCAGA
Messenger RNA from Harpia harpyja (harpy eagle), 3742 nucleotides. RefSeq lists its product as uncharacterized. Bases 34 to 1677 code for a protein of 547 amino acids. Lineage: Eukaryota; Metazoa; Chordata; Aves; Accipitriformes; Accipitridae. The record is from RefSeq and is a predicted model, not a curated record. The transcript has 11 exons.